Molecule: messenger RNA, 3046 nt
Organism: Chrysemys picta bellii (western painted turtle)
Lineage: Eukaryota; Metazoa; Chordata; Testudines; Emydidae
Gene: TRMT10A
Product: tRNA methyltransferase 10A
Biological process (GO): tRNA N1-guanine methylation
Cellular component (GO): cytosol; nucleus; nucleoplasm
Molecular function (GO): tRNA binding; methyltransferase activity
Source: RefSeq, a predicted model, not a curated record
UGGAGUGUCCUUUUUUAAACGUUUAAAUAUGGUAACCCUAGUGUGUACAAGAGGGGACUGGCUCGGCUGCUGGGCGGCACGUUCCCGCCCCUCUGACUCCGCGGCCAGCCCGUCCCCAGCCCCCUCCGGACCCCAGCCCCAGAGCGCGCCCAGCCCGCCCGCGAAGACCCAAAGGCAGUGGCGCGGGCCGAUGACGUCAGAUGGGCGCCCCGGUUCCAGUUGCUGCCUGAGUCGCCGGGGCCGCCGCGGAGGGCGGCUUUGGAAGCGUUGUGGUGGUUCUGGCCGUUGGGGGUGGGAGCUGCCGCGCGCGGAAACAGACUUGGGGGAAAAAAAGACUUAGUCUACAAAUUCAAGCUUCUUUAGACAAGAUCCAUUAAAGCCAUCGGAAAGCAAAUGUCAUCAGAAAUGCCAGCAGAAAAUCCGUUACCCACAGACGUUCCUGAUAUGGAAGAAAAGAUUAAUUCAAAUGACAAUCAAGUCAAGAAAGGGGAGCCAGGAUCAGACAAGGCAGAGAGCAUUGGAGUUAUGUCAAAGAGGCAAAUGAAGAAGCUAAUGAAGCAGAAACAAUGGGAAGAGCAAAGAGAUUUACGCAGGCAGAGACGAAAAGAGAAACGCCAGAAAAGAAAACUGGAGCGUCAGUAUCAGUUGGAAUCUAACAAUGAGGGGAGUGACAGGAAGCGUAUACGUAGGGAUGUUGUUCCUAGUACUCUUCGCCUUAUUAUAGACUGCAGUUUUGACAACUUGAUGGUAUUAAAGGAUGUCAAGAAGCUUCACAAGCAAAUUCAGAGAUGUUAUGCAGAAAACCGUAAAGCAUUACAUCCUGUACAGUUUUACUUGACCAGCCAUGGAGGCCAGUUGAAGAACAACAUGAAUGAAAAUGACAAAGGAUGGGUCAACUGGAAGGAUAUCCAUAUUUCAUCAGAGCAUUAUAAUGAGCUAAUAAAGAAGGAAGACCUUGUGUAUCUUACAUCAGACUCCCCUGAUGUGCUGAAUGAACUAGAUGAGACUAAAGCCUAUGUAAUUGGAGGUCUGGUGGAUCACAAUCACCACAAGGGGAUUACUUACAAAAAAGCACUAGAACACGGAAUUGGUCAUGCACAGCUUCCACUUGGAAAUUUUGUGAAAAUGAACAGCCGAAAAGUAUUGGCAGUUAAUCAUGGAACAGUUACUUCACUAUUGAAGAGCUGGUGGUCUCUCUUGAUUGCAGUGUUUGAGAUAAUCCUCUCUUAUCUGGAGAAGAGAAACUGGAAGGAAGCAUUUUUCAGUGUCUUGCCACCACGGAAAGGGGCCAGUCCUCUGGGCGAAGCCAAUGACUCUUCCAAACAUGAGCUGCAUGAAAAAGAGGCUGGUGAAGAUAAUAGCUCGGACAGCGACUAGGCAACUCUGGAAGAGGGCAGGAAUGAAAAGUGCAUGUGGCACAAAGGAUAGAAAUAAGACAUGAGUUAGAUGAAACCUCUGAGAACAGUCUAUCUCACUAGCGGUAUUUGUUUAAGUGGCUACACUUGGAAAGAAGGGGUAACACUUGGAAAGAAGUGGUAAAGAUUAAUGUUAUUUUUACCUUGAAAAUACUUCAUUUUUGGAGCUUUUUAUAAAGUAAAUUAAUGGCAAAUGCAGAACAUAUUUUGUUAUGGAAGCUAAUAUUUAUUUUCCUUUUAAAAUAUUUUAUUUGAUACACACAGAACGGUUUUAUUUUAUUUUCCUGAAGCUUGUGAUGGAACCUAAUAAUUAAUGUGUUUGUAACUGUCCCUGUUUUGUGUAUGUACCCUUGAUAUUUUAUUAUUCUUCCCUAUCCACCUCUAUCUUGUAUUAUGUCUUAAAAGCAAUGAGUGUCAAAGGUUAAUAAAUCUGAAAGCUCCUUCCGGCAUUGCCUGUUGCAAAGUGUGUAUAACCUCUCACCAUCAGUGGGGGGUUUUCUGAGCAAAGAACGGUCUUAUAGUCUCUGAAAAAAACAUUGGGAGCCAGGAACUCUGCUUUGGGCCUGCUUUGGACACUUUAAAACCAUAAUUUUUUUAAAAACAUCAUCUGUCACAGCAGACCUGCCUAUAGAAUGAGUAUCCUACUUCUCUGGCAGGGUUGUGAAUAUUUCAAAAAAAGUUACUCUUCUUGCCUUUUGAACUGAAGCUCUCUGUUCUAACUAAAAUUUUAAAAUAGCCAUUUCAGUACACCUGAAGCAGGCCAAAGACAGCCUUGGAGGCAGAAGGUGCCCUUUCACACCUGUGAGGCCAUUCUCUCAUCCCUUUCUGCAGGGACUAUCCAGAAGGGAGCCAGUUGUAGUGUAGCUUUUGGGAUGUGGACAAACAAGUACCUACCGAGAGCAAGUCUGCAAUCCUCAAUAGACUCCCAAAGAGCAUUUGGAUGAUAGCAGCUUCUGGUCACUUGUGACGUGGGCUGGUUUUGAACAGGUGAUGUAGAUAUGACUGGCUCUGUAUCCAGCUCCAGUCCUCCCUCCACUGUCACCACUUUCAGACUGGGAAUUGAACUGAAAUAUGUGUAGAUGUACAUGUGGCCUAUAGUUUUACAGGGUUGGCAACAAGCAAAUUAUGGUUUGACAUGUUCAGUGUGAUCAUUUUUAUGCUUUUUUUUAAUAAAAAUGAAUUUUGAGAACUCGUUAGGCAACCAUCUGAUAAACUACAGUGAAGAUUCAUCUGCCUUAGGUCGUGGACAACAGUUUGUUGCUCAAAUAAAAUACUGUGGUGGGUUUAUUGUGUAGAUAUGCCACAGAGAAAUAUGUUACAUUUUGUCUCUGAACCUGGAGAAACUUUUGGACAAAAGCAUUGUCUUGUUUUGUUUGAAGAGCCAAAGAAAUGUAUAGCAUAAACAAAGUAAAGCACUUGCCAAGUACCAGUUUCCUUUGUUAAUAAACAAAUGUAUAAAAUAGCAAAGGUACAAAGUGUAAUUUUACAGUUGAGGUAUUGCAUACUGCUGCACAUAGUAUUGAUUAAAUCUGAUCUAAGCAUUUGAAGUUUCAGUUAAGAUUCUCUAAUUCUACCACAUGUCUUGUUUCCUUCUCAGAUUUGAGCACAUUAAAAUUAAAUGCUACAACUUA